AUGUUGAUUUCCCUUGCGCCUGCCAUCUCAUCCCCACUCCGUCCCUCACCGUCUUCUUCCCCCCCCUUUUCCCUCCCCACCCCCCUCCCCGCCUCCCUCCCCUUCCCCUCAACACACCGUCCUCUUCCCCCUUGUGUCCCCUCCCCUCGCCCUCCCUGCACCCACCCGGCACCCACCCGGCACUCACCCCGCACCCACCCCGCACCCACCCCGCACCCACCCCGCACCCACCCCGCACCCUCCCCUUCCCCAUCCCUUCUCUCGCCCCCCUUGCCCUCCCCUCACCACCCGUCCCUCCUUUUCCCCCCUUCCCCCCACCAGCGACGGGCGGUCGCGGCAGUUUGGCUUCGUGGGGCUGCGAUCGGAGGAGGAGGCAGCAGCGGCGAUAGCCUACUUCAAUCGCUCCUUCAUGGACACCUUUCGACUCACCUGCGAGGUGCGUUCGCCAUGCCCAUUGGUCACACGGCGUUGCCCCGCGCAUGGAGCAAGCACACGCAGGCCAAGGAGACCAAGGGCGUCGGAGGGACAGGCGGAAAGGGAGCGGCAGCAGAAGGAGGGGGGAAGCAAGGAGGUGUGGAGGCAGCGGCGGACGGAGGGAAAGGUGGGGAGCGUGGGGAGAGUGAGAGAGGGAAGAAAAAGACAGGGAAGGUGGUGGGAGGGGUGGCUGUGAAGCAAGCAGCGCAGGAGGAUGAAGGGUUCAGAGAGUUUCUAGAGGUGAUGGAGCGAGGCGGGAAGAAGAAGGUUUGGGCGAAUGAUACUGCGGAUGGGGAUGGGGGGGGAGGAGGGGGUGUGGGGAAGGGGAGGGGCGGUGGGAGUGUGAGUGGAGGAGGGGCGUAUGGAGGGGCUUACCCACCGCACAUGCGCAUACCCACGGUUCUCCUUUCGUAUCGCCAACCCAAAGGAGAAGUCCAUCUGGUGGUGGACCGCCACACCAAGCUCUCCAAGGGCUUUGCAUAUGCGCUCUUCACUGUUCCUGAAGAUGCUGUCAGUGCCAUGAAGGCCUUCGACUCCUCCAUCUUUCAGGGCCGCCUGCUGCACGUGCUGCCAGUUUACAUGCGCGCCCAUUGCCAUGAAGGCUCUCGACUCCUCCAUCUUUCAGGGCCGCCUGCUGCACGUGCUGCCGGCACACAGACCACCCUCCAAGAAGGACGAGCAAAAACGCUGAAGGAGAGGAGGGAGGAGGAGAGGAAGAAGCGCGAAACAGGAGGGGACACUCGCGCUUGGAGCUCCUUUUACAUGCGGCCAGAUACGGUGGCAGAAGCAGUGGCUCAGAGAUACGGAAUUGCGAAGAGAGAUUUACUUGAUCCAUCAGCCAGUGACACAGCAGUGGCUGAAGCGGUGGCUCAAAGAUAUGGAGUGGCGAAAAGAUAUGGAGUGGCGAAAAGAUAUGGAGUGGCGAAAAGAUAUGGAGUGGCGAAAAGAUAUGGAGUGGCGAAAAGAUAUGGAGUGGCGAAAAGAUAUGGAGUAGCAGAAGCAGUGGCACAGCGGUACGGAGUAGCAAAACGAGACCUCCUGGACCCAUCAGCCAGUGACACAGCAGUGCGGCUGGCGUUAGGGGAGGCGCACAUAGUGGCGGACACCAAGCGGGCCCUGCUAGACGCGGGCAUCGAUGUGACCCUCAUGGAGCAAUUCGCCACCACCACACAGGGUCUCUCCUUCAUGCUCCGUGCUACCUGCUCCACGCCCCCUCCUGUUUCCAUUCUGUCCCCAUCCUCCCCUCUGUCCCCCCUUCAGGUAGCUGAAGCAGUAGCCCAGAGGUAUGGGGUCGCGAAAAGAGACCUGCUCGACCCAUCAGCCAGCGACACAGCAGUGCGGCUGGCACUAGGAGAGGCGCACAUAGUGGCGGACACCAAGCAGGCUCUGCUUGACGCGGGCAUCGAUGUGGCCCCCAUGGAGCAAGCCACAACCACCUCGACCGCUGCUGCCGCUGCAGCUGAGGCAGUGGCGCAAAGAUAUGGAGUCGCGAAGAGAGAUCUCCUGGACCCAUCAGCCAGUGACACAGCCGUCCGGCUUGCCUUAGGGGAGGCGCACAUAGUGGCGGACACCAAGCGGGCUCUCCUAGACGCCGGUAUCGACGUGGCUCUCAUGGAGCAAUUCGCCACCGCCGCCACCGCUGCUGCCGCCGCUGCUGCUGCUGCCAAAGCAGCUGGGAAAAAGGAUACCAAGGCGGAUGGCAGUGCUGGUGCUGCUGGUGGUGUUGGCAGCUUGGCGCGCAGCAGGAGUGUGAUUCUGGUGAAGAAUCUGCCCUUCAAGGUGGAGGCUGGGGAGCUGGUGGGGCUGUUCCAACGGUUCGGACCGGUAGCGAGGUUUGUGCUGCCGCCCACCAACACUGUUGCAUUGGUGGAAAUGGCAGACUCUGCUGAUGCCAAGAGGGCUUUCAAAGGCCUAGCUUAUAAGAGAUACCAGCAUGUUCCUCUGUACCUGGAAUGGGCACCAGAAGGAAUCUUCCUAGAACCCGCAGCACCGUCAGACACGCCAACCACAACAGCAGCAGCAGCAGCAGCAGCAUCUUCUAGGGAAGGAGAGGGAGGCGCAGGGGUAGGCAAGGAGGGAGGCGGAGAGAAGAAAGCGAAGAAGCAGGGUGCAGUGGGGUUGCUGCCGGUGGUGAUGGAUGGGAAGGCGGCCAGGCGCAUGGCUGCAGAGGCGGAGAUGGUGGGGGGAGUUGGGGGAAGAGAUGGGGGAGGAGAGGGGGCCGAGGGGCAUGUGGUGGAAGGGGAGGAGGACGGGCAGCCCACGAGCCACAGUGUGUUUGUGAAGAACCUCAGCUUUGCCACAACAGAGGCGCAGCUGAAGGAGCACCUGGAGAAGCUUCUCAGAAGCAAGCACGCAGGGGCGGAUGGGGAGGGCCCAGCACUACGCAGCGUCACGAUCAAGAAGCGGGUGCGGAACGGCAAGCAGCUGUCGAUGGGUUUUGGGUUCGCGGAGUUUGGAUCCGUGCUCGCUGCUCACCGCGCAUGCAAGCUGCUGCAGGUGAGCCACAUGGUGUGGUGGCCACACCCGUCCGUUCAUGCCACGUGCAUGUGUUGUGGUGAGCCGCAUGGUGUGGUGGCCACACCCGUCCGUUCAUGCCACGUGGAUGUGUUGUGGUAUGCAGCUGGGUGUGCGGAGUUUGGAUCCGUGCUUGCUGCACACUGCGCGUGCAAGCUGCUGCAGGGCACUGUGCUGGAUGGGCAUGCGUUGCUGCUGCAGCUGAGCAAAGGGGAGGCGAAGGGGGCCAUUCAAGGCCACCACGAGGGACACUCGGCAGUACCGUAUUUCUCCAUCUCUUUCACUUCCAUCUCACUCUCUACCCGCACCAUCUAUCCCCGCUCUCGUUCUCCCUCUCUCCUCCAGCCAUUUGAGGCCACUAAGAGGGACAUUCAGCAGCUGUUUGCACCUUUUGGGCAGGGGGCUUUGCCUCUAGAGGGAGGUGCCUUCUUGGAUUGCUUCCUGACUACUGUCAUUCAAGCUACCCCCUCCCUUCCUUCCCCACCCAACCCUCAGCUAAAGAGCAUGCGGCUGCCACGCAAGUUUGACGGGGGGCACAGGGGGUUUGCGUUUGUGGAGUUUGCAACAAAGAGGGAAGCAGAGAGUGCCUUUGAUGCGCUCAAGAGCACCCACCUGUACGGCCGCCACCUCGUGCUUGAAAGGGCCAAGGAGGGCGAGGGGCUCGACGAGCUACGUGCCAAAACUGCCGCCCAGUUUCUGGACGGGGGGGCGGGCGGCGUGCGGCAGAAGAAGCGUGCCAAGCUGGGGCAGGGCGUGGAUGACAGUGAUGUGGCAUUCCGGGAAAUGCAGUUUGGUUGA
This is a messenger RNA of Closterium sp. NIES-65, 3786 nucleotides long. The record is from the annotation of a GenBank genome assembly. Lineage: Eukaryota; Viridiplantae; Streptophyta; Zygnematophyceae; Desmidiales; Closteriaceae.